AUGCUCAUGAUAAAGGAUUUCCAGAUUUUACGUAACGUCUUUGACGCGCCACAACUUUCUCGUUUCGACUCUGAUUCCUGUGCCGAGAAGGUGAACCUUGGACCCAGAAAGAAACCUCUUGUCAGAAGUCCCAAUGGUUUACUAAUACACAGGGCUAAUUUGGCUAACAAGUCCAGCAUUCCCAAUGCGCACACACCUGAUGCUCAUUAUGGAAGCCAUUUAGGUUUUGCUUCCGAAGAUUUGAAGUGGGAAUUUGGUCAUCUGCAAAAGAGAAACAUUUACGACAAGAACAAGAAAAUUGUAUGCUAUGAUCACGGCGGUUUGGAAGAAGAUGCAGAAGAUUAUGGUGGUCUCUCAUUGAUGAAACUGAAUCUGGGUCCAAGAAAGAAACUUGUUAUUUUUGGGCUAGGAGGGUUGCUUUGCCAUAGGGUCUGUCAUAAGCAGAGGUCAAGCGUUCCAAUCUAUCGCAGUCCUGACGCUGCCCAUGGAAGUUAUAUAGUUUACAAGAGACCUUACUGUACUGACUUUAUGAAGUUUUGCCUGGAAAGAUUUGAAGUAGGAAUAUGGUCAUCUGCAAGGGAGUGGUACAUGAGUAAUGCCCUUGAUUGUAUAAUGGCUGGUUUGAGAAGCAAACUGUUGUUUGCUUGGGAGCAAAAUGAAUGUACGAAUUCUGGGUUCAGCACCCUGGAGAAGAAAGACAAGCCCAUUUUUCUCAAGGAGUUGGACAAAAUAUGGGAAAACAAAUACUCUAAUCUACCUUCGCGUGUGGGGCAAUAUUUAUCGUCCAACACAUUGUUGAUUGAUACUGACGCUUACAAGGCUUUGCUAAAUCCUCCCCACACAUCAGUGUUUCCAACUGAAUACAAAGCAAGCGAUGUUGAUGAUGAUGCCUUAGGUCCUAAGGGCGAGCUGAGGCUGUACUUGGAUGGCCUGGUAGAUGCAGAUGAUGUUCCUUCAUAUAUCAAAGAGCACCCAUUUGGACAGCCUGCAAUAACAGCCUUGCAUCCUCAUUGGGAUUAUUAUUCCAAGGUUGUCACCCACAUCAAAAAAGCUACUCUUUUAAGUGAUGAAUGGUGAUAAGAAAAUGAUACAUUUGCAAGGGUGUGUGAAGUGGCUGUUCAUCUAAUAUAAUAAUUUGUGGCUUGA
Pistacia vera is the source of this 1146-nucleotide messenger RNA. RefSeq lists its product as uncharacterized. The transcript has 8 exons. The record is from RefSeq and is a predicted model, not a curated record. Gene Ontology annotation, molecular function: phosphoprotein phosphatase activity. The coding region runs from base 1 to 1077 and encodes 358 amino acids. Lineage: Eukaryota; Viridiplantae; Streptophyta; Magnoliopsida; Sapindales; Anacardiaceae.